Molecule: messenger RNA, 9303 nt
Organism: Nerophis lumbriciformis (worm pipefish)
Lineage: Eukaryota; Metazoa; Chordata; Actinopteri; Syngnathiformes; Syngnathidae
Gene: fndc3ba
Product: fibronectin type III domain containing 3Ba
Molecular function (GO): protein binding
Source: RefSeq, a predicted model, not a curated record
GUUUGUAAGGAGGACACAAUGUUAUGCAGAGGUGUACUUACAACAUCUUUAUAGACAAAUGAUACCGCAGUGGAACCUCGAUUUACGAACGCCUUUAUUUGCAACCUUUUCUGUUUACGAAUCUUGACGCCAAAUGAAUUCAUUUGGCAUGCUGCUUGAAGCCACCGGGUGCUGGCAUUUUGAUGAAACCACGUCCUGUACACGCGGGCAUGGCCGCUUUGAAGAGGCGGGGCCCCCGAUGUCACGUUCUGUUCACAGCCUGUUCACAUUUCCAAGAGCUUCCACGGCCAACGACAUCUAACGUGUGUUUUCCACAAUUGUUGUACCUGUGUAAGUCGUACUCUGUGUGUUUAGAAAGGCGUUAAACUCUCACAGUCUCGCUGUAUAUCUUCAACUUGCUACACAAAGGCUUUGAGCUGCCAUUUUUGCGAGUUAGCCUCCAGCUUGCGGCCCCUUCAGUUCGAGGAUUUUAUCAACCAAGGGGGCUUUGUUCCGCAGCAAGUCUUUAAUUGGGAUGAGACAGAAAAAUAUGCCAAAGCGGAGCUUUUAUUACAGCGAAGAAGGCACUACCGUGACACAGGAUUGCAUCACACUGCUAGUUUGUGCUAACGCUAGUUAGGGCUGGGCGCUAUACUGACAUUAUAGUUAAUACCAGUAUAUUUUUGAAAGAAUACAUAUUUGAGACAAUACCGCCAUACCGGUAUCUUUUGAUGUGCCUUUGUUACGGCAUUCCCUUUGGAUCAACCCCGCCCCGUGGGGGGUUACCUAGGCUUCUGUGACGCACAAUGAUGCAACACAACAAGCUUUUCAUAAGAAUAUGGCAGCUGACUUCUGGACUCAAUGCUAUGGUCAACAUCUGCAUUUGGCUAUUGAUCGGGCAGUUGAGUGAAAUUCUCCAUGAAUGUACGUCACAAUGAUGAUGACAGACCAGAUUCCACUGGACUUGGCUCCGCCCCCUCUCCUGAACGGGGAGGUCCCACUCAUGCCUCACAUGGUUAAUGGCGACGCAGCACAGCAGGUGAUCCUGGUACAGGUGAACCCGGGGGAGACCUUCACCAUCCGAGCGGAGGACGGAUCUCUGCAAUGCAUUCAGGGUCCAGCUGAGGUCCCCAUGAUGUCCCCCAAUGGCUCCAUCCCUCCCAUCCACGUGCCCCCAGGAUAUAUUUCUCAGGUGCUGGAAGAUUCCACGGGGGUCCGUCGGGUGGUGGUGACCCCCCAGUCUCCCGAGUGUUACCCCCCCUCCUACUCACCUGCAUUGUCGCCCACACACCACCUGCCGCCCUACCUGGCCCACCCCCACUUCAUCCCCAACUCCCACUCCUUCUACCCGCCCGUCAGCCCGGGCGAGCUGACCCACCAGUACUACCAGCACCACCUGCACCCCAUGUACGGCGACCCCGAGAUCAUUCCCGUGUACGGCAUGUCCAACUUCAUACGCGAGGAGACCUACAGUAAACCUCAGCCCAAAAAGAUCAAAGAGCAAAGACAACUGGAGCGACAGAACAGACUCAACUCGCCUCCGUCCUCCUUGUACAAAAGCAGUCUGGGACCCGCACACAACGGAUACAGUAAAUCACACGUCCCGUCGCUCGCGUCAGUGGGGUCAGGGGGCGGAGUCAACAGUCAGAGCGGGAAGAAACCGGAGAGGCGACUCCGGAGCAGUCCACGGAACGGCGAAGCGGAUGUGCACACACAAGAUCAGGACUCGGAGGGGAAACGUGUUCAAGACAUGUUGUCGACCAUCUCAAAACCACAGGUGUCCAACGUGCAGGCCCGAUCGGCACGCUUGUCUUGGGCGGCCCCCGAAGGCCUGGCGAGCCGACACAGCAACGGCGUGCAGGCGUCGUGCUCCUACGAGGUGUUCCUCUCGGACAAGGGGCGUGACGGGAAGUACCGCCUUAUUUACAGUGGCGAAGACGUGGAGUUCGACAUGAAAGAUCUGCGAGCGGCCACGGACUAUCACGUACGCGUGUGCGCACUCUUCAACUCGGCGCGCGGCGCGUGCACUGAGGCCAUCUCCUUCACGACACACUGCGGCGUUCCUGACAUCCCGCUCGCGCCCAAACUUUCCCACCGCACUAAAAGCACACUCACUUUACAGUGGAAGCCACCAGGCGACAACGGAUCCAAAAUCACAAACUACCUGCUGGAGUGGGAUGAGGGCAAGAAGAACAGUGUUUUUGGGGAAUGUUACUUCGGCAGCCAGCGACACUGCAAGCUCACGCGACUUUUCCCCGCCUGUGGUUACACCUUCAGGGUGGCUGCACACAACGACAUCGGCGCAAGCGGCUUCAGCCCGGAGGUGGUCUGCUACACCAUGGGCACCUUGCCCGCCCUGCCUCUAGCACCACGUCUGGUGCGGGCGGGGGUGUCCUGGGUGACCUUGGAGUGGGGGCGACCUGAGGGCGGCCCCACUGACGAGCAGCUGAAGUACACGCUGGAGAUCCAGGAGGACAACAGCGGUGCAGACUUCCACCCCAAGUACACGGGAGAGAAGGCCAGCUGUACCGUAGAAGGCCUGAAGAGGAGCACGCAGUACAAAUUCAGGCUCAUCACAUCCAACAUGGAAGGCAAGAGCAGUCCCAGCGAGGUUCUGGUCUGCACCACCAACCCGGACAAGCCAGGACCGCCGUCCGCGCCCUGCGUCGUAGCGUCCACGCCCUGCACCCUCACGGUCACAUGGGAUCCGCCUCAGGACGACGGCGGUUCAGACGCGCUCACGUAUUUGCUGGAGAUCUGUGAGGGCUGUUCACAAGCGAGCCAAUGGGAAGUGGCGUACAGCGGUCCAUCAACAGAGUGUGUGUGCGAGCGGCUGGCAGCGGGCAGCGUGUAUAACCUGCGGGUGUGCAGCAUCACCACCGGGGGACACAGUCAGUGCGCCACGAGCGUUCCAGUCCGCACUUUAAGCGUGCCGCCGGGGCCCUGCCAGCCGCCGAGGAUUGUGGGUAAAGCCAAACACAAGGAGGUGCAGUUGGAAUGGGACGCUCCUGCCUCUGAGCCCUUGUGCAAGGCCUUGAUGUUCAACCUGGAGAUGAGCGAGGGCGACGCCAAACCAGCCCAAGUGUUCCAGGGAUCGGAGCUGCAAUGCACUGUGGGUAGUCUGCUCCCCGGGGCCACAUACAGCUUCAGACUGAGGGCGGCCAACGAUGCUGGGUUUGGCGAAUAUUCUGAGCCAACCGAGGUGACGACUGCAGCAGGUCCUCCUGGCCAGUGUGGGGCGCCACUCAUCUCUCUCACCAGUAACACCUGCAUCUCACUUACCUGGGAGAGUCCAGAAGGAUCGGGUAGCGACAUCUCCGAGUACCGCCUGGAGUGGGGGCGUGAAGACGAGCCCCUGGAGGUCAUCUACUGCGGCUCGGCCACGCAGUGUGAAGUGUGGGAUCUGAUGGCCGCUACAGGCUACUGCUGCAGGCUGCAGGCUGUCAAUCAAGCAGGGGCGGGGCCUCACAGCGAGCAGGUCACUUUCCAGACGCCGGCGACCGUCCCCGACCCGGUCUCCUCCCUCAGCCUCCUGGACCUGCCCGGCCAGUCGCGGUCCUCCUCUUUCCUCCUCAAGUGGGAGGAGCCAAUCAGCAACGGGGCGGAGAUCUCCUCUUACAUCAUCUCGGUGGACGAGAGGACCAUCACGCUGGAGCCCACCACAAGUCACCUCAUCAGCGGUCUGCAGCCCGACAGCGAGUACAGCGUACAGAUCAAGGCGGUGAACGCCAUCGGCUGCAGCCCUUCCAGUCCGCCCCUUCUGGUGAGGACACACCCCCUGCCCCCCACCCCGCCCCCUCUGGAGUGCUCCGCCGCAGGGCCGCAGAGCCUGAAGCUGAAGUGGGGCGAGAACGCCAGCAACACCCGCGCCCUGCUGGCUGACGACAUGUACUACACGCUGCAGAUGGAGGACAAAAACCACAGGUUCGUAAACAUCUACCGCGGGCCGAGUCACACCUACAAGGUGCAGAGGCUGACGGAGUCCAGCAGCUACACUUUCAGAAUACAAGCAGUCAGCGAUGCUGGCGAGGGACCUUUCUCUGAGGACCACACCUUCUGCACCACCAAGUCUGUGCCUCCCGCCCUCAAAGCUCCCAGAGUGCAGCAGCUGGAGGGUAACUUGUGUGAGAUCACAUGGGAAACCAUCCAACCAAUGAGAGGCGACCCUGUCAGCUACGUUCUCCAAGUGUUGGUGGGGCGAGACUCAGAAUACAAACAGGUGUUUAAGGGCGAGGAGGGCGUGUUCCAGGUCACGGGCCUCCAGGUGAACACGGACUACCGCUUCCGCGUGGGCGCCUGCCGCCUCUGCCAGGACACGUGCCAGGAACUGUGCGGCCCGCUCAGCCCCUCCUCCUUGUUUACGCUGCGGCGCCAGGAGGCGGCGGGGGGUGCGGCGGCGGCGGGCGAGCCGUGCGCCGCCGACGGCGCCGGCAAAGCCCCGGGCCUGAUGUCGAGCGACGAGCGCUUUGCGGCGCUGAUCGUGUGCGUCUUUGCCGCCCUGUCCAUCCUCAUGGCCUGCUUGCUGCAGUACUUCUUCAUGAAGUGAGGGAAGCUUUUUCUUUUAUUUUGCUUACAGGAUAGAAAGAGAAACCAAAUCCAUCUGAAACCUUUUCUUUUUUUUCUUCUUUUUUUUAAAUCAAAACACUUGAGACGCUGUUUGUCUAGUCGGCUUCCUCACGCUGGUAAUCAAGACUUAAAACAUUCAGCAGUCUUUUAUUUUGAAAAAACAAAUAUUCCAUUUCCUUUCUUUUUCAUUUCCUUUUUUGUUUGCUGCAGUCCACUCAGACAUAUUCUCAUGUAGGCUCACUCAAAGCUUUAGCUGUGCUUACUGGAUUUGUCCACACACACACACACGCACGCACACACACACACACACACACACGCACACACACACACGCACACACACACACACACACUACACUCGCUCGGUCGCCAAAGUAAUGCAAUCCAAGUGUGAUCUAAGAUGCUGCUAUCCUGUGACGUUUUUGUCUCUUUACUUUUUUUUGUAUCAUUCUGAGUAUGAACAAGCAGUAAUCUAAUAUAAAUAGAUCUAUAUGAAAUAAAUAUAUAUAUAUACACAAUAUUUUUAACAAAUGCGGUGGACGGUACAAAGCGUACAACAUGUUCCAGACUCCCCCUUUUUUUUUUGCAGACACUAACAGUCGGGGCAUUAAACUGGACCCUUCCUUAUAAAUCCAUAUUUUUAACGACUCCCACCUCGCCACACUUCUUAAUCAAUCCAUUCCCUCUUUUAAAAGGUGCUCUAUGGGUAAGUCAUCAGGGGAGAAUAUUCGCUAACCAAACAUUCUGCCCCCCCUCCACAAAAAAAAGCACGUCAAUGCCAAGGUACCCCCUACCCCGACCCACCAUACCCGCCAUACUCAUCCAAAGAGGUCGCCCUGACCCGUAUGAAAUACAGUGGUACCUCGUUUUUCCUUGAAUAAUCCGUUCUGACCACAACCGAAUUAUAUAAGAAACCAUGUAAAUCCAAUCAAUUUGUUCCAAACUCCCGAAAAUAUAGAGAAUAAUCAUAGAAAUACACAUAAAUGACAUUCAUUUGACAUCACCUUCCAUUGAUGGCUAAGAUAGUGUCUCACCUUAUCAAAGUGUUUGUACUCACAACUUUCUUUGGCCCCUCCACGGUGGAUUAUUUUGCAGUUAAAAAAAAAAGGCACAAGAGGACUAUCUUUCCACGUGUUUGGCCGUACGAAAAGCGAGGUACCACCGUUGUAGUGUCUUUGAGGCCUGUAACGUACCUCAGGGAAAAGGCCUUAGAAGAAGAGAGGGGGGGGGGGCGUAGGAGACGGACCACCCUCCUCGUCUUCCGCUUUCGCGUCGCAUCCGCCGUGCCUUUUUGCAAGUAGCUCACUUCUUUUUCUUUUUUCUUUUUGCCAAAGUCGAUGGGAAAAUUAGCUUCUUGGUAGGGUUUGUUUUAUUUUUAUUUAUACUAUAUAUUUGCAUACAGUGCUUUACAUGCCAAUUACAGUGCAAUCUUCAUUUAUUUAUUGUUUAAAAGAGACAAGUGUAGUUAUGUACUAAUUUUUUUCUCCUUGUAGCAUGGUUUUGUUUUUUUUACGUGAAUGAUUUAAGGCCAGCAUUCCUUAUCUCGGCAAUCCUUUAUAAGUAUUUCUCUUACAGUUGUUUGGGAUUCUGCAGUUUAUAAACAUGUAACCAAAUACAUAUGUACUGUUUUGUUUUAUUUUCAUCUCUUUAUUUGGGCCACACUCAGCCAAGUAGUAACAUCUAGAAAAGACAUGUAGCAAGAAAUGUCCCUGUAACUUUGGCAUUUUUCUUCUUUUUUUUUUGUUGUGUUUUAAUGAAGCUUCAGAUGUUUUAUUUUAGCCAAAGUGCAGGCAGGCAGGCUUCACUCAAUGUUUUGACCAAGUUCUGUGAUAUUCUUCUGUAACACAACAGCAUUAUUAGUAUUAUGUUUAUUAUUAUUGUUACUAUUACUCCCUGAAAAUGACAAAAAAAAUAUUAACUUGAUCUGUGAUUAUGCUUCUUUUCAUAUUGUUUUAUUUUUUUGGGCAUGGGAAAGCAAAAUGUGCCAUUUUCCAGACGUGUUGCCUCCUGGAGAGGAGGAGGAGUAAUAGUCACGUACCGGAAGUGACGUCACACUGUAGAGAGAAAAAAACCGGCUGAAAACAAUCAACAUGGCGGACGUUGGGUUUAAUCGACAAGUUAUUGUGCGGUUUUUUUGUAUUCAGUGUUUGUUUUGCUAAGAGGCGAUUUGCAGAGAUAUCUAUAGCGCUAUAGGUAAAUACAUUAUUACUAACCGAGUCGAAGCACUUUUAUAUUGUCGAGCAUUAGCUAGCGGGGGGUAAAGGUGUUAGCCAGCGAGUUAGCGGUCAUUGCUAUAUUUGAUCAAGUUGUGCUGGCAAGCAAACCAACAAAUGAGGUAAAGUGAGUUUUUCCAUAAACACUACUUACUGCCAGUCUGUUACAUGUUAUUUUUGAUCGCAGCGCCAUAAAGGAUAGGGCGGAAGUAGCGUCCACGGCGGCGAGGGACUGCGCAUGUGCGAUCCGUCCCGCCACAUUUUGAUCGCAUCGCCAUAAAGGGUAGGGCGGAAGUAGCGUUCACGGCGGCGAGGGACUGCGCAUGUGCGAUCCGUCCCGCCACCUGUAUUGUAGACCUGUGUGAAGUUGUCUCCACCUUGUCCUAAAUCUUACCAACUGUGCUGCAUUUUUUUGGUCUCACUUUGAUAGUUUUUCUUUUGUUGUAAGCAAGUCAAUUUGAUUUAUAAAGUGCUUUUCACAGACAAUCACCAAGAGCUGUACAAAAACAUAGGUGAAGUAAAACAACAAUUCAAUGAAAAACAACAGGAGCAACAUCAUAAAAAGGAUACUAAGUGGAUUAAAAAUGAAAGUUAAAAGGUGCAUUACCUAAAAGCUUUACUAAAAAGAGAAGUUUUCUAAUGUUUCUUUAAAAAGUUUCAACACAGUCAAGAUCACGGAGGGACUGGUGCAAGUUGUUCCAGAGUCUGGGAGAUAUAGCCUAGAAUGCCGGGUCUCCACGGCUUUUAAAACCAGUUUUUGGGAUCUUUAGAAGACCCUGAAGAGUAGGGCAUAACAAGUCAGUGAUGUACUGAGGGGCCCCACCAUGCAACUGAAGAGUAGGGCAUAACAAGUCAGUGAUGUACUGAGGGGCCCCACCAUGCAACUGAAGAGUAGGGCAUAACAAGUCAGUGAUGUACUGAGGGGCCCCACCAUGCAACUGAAGAGUAGGGGCAUAACAAGUCAGUGAUGUACUGAGGGGCCCCACCAUGCAACUGAAGAGUAGGGGCAUAACAAGUCAGUGAUGUACUGAGGGGCCCCACCAUGCAACUGAAGAGUAGAGGCAUAACAAGUUAGUGAUGUACUGAGGGGCCCCACCAUGCAACUGAAGAGUAGGGGCAUAACAAGACAGUGAUGUACUGAGGGGCCCCACCAUGCAACGCACAGAAAGUCUGGACUAAAAGCGCGUGAAUGAUCAUUUCCUGAUCCAAUUUUGACAGCAAAUUUAGAUUCAUAUCCAGCACAAUAUAACAUCAUUCAAACUAUUAUGGACAAAAAAAUGCAGCAUAAACAAAUGGGACACAUUUGGGGAGAUUUUGACUUGGUUGGGGGGGGGGGGGUAGUUAUGAAUGAUAAAAAGUUGUUAACAUCAUAAAAUACAUAACAUGUUAAUAACAUAAAAACUAUGAUAGACAAAAACAUUGUGCAGCACAAACGAUUGGGACAAGUUUGGGGAGCUUUUGACAAGGUUGGGGGUCUGGUGACGAAUCAUAGAAUGUUAACAUAAAAACCAUCAAACAUUAACAUAGCAGACAAAAACAUUUUGCAGCACAAACAAUUGGGACUGGUUUAGGGAGAUUUUGAGAGGGUGGGGCUCUGGUAUGUAUCAUAAUGUUAUCAAAAACAACUUUACACACACAACAAUUUGCAGCAUGAAUAAUUGGGACAAGUCUGGGUUUAUUUUGACAAGGUGGGGGCUGGUUCUGAAUAUUAACUUUGUGUAAAUAACAUACAACUAUAAUAAUUAAACAAGGUUUAUAGCACAAACAAUUGGGACUAGUUUGGGGACAUUUUGACAAAGUUUGGGGGCUGGUUAUGAAAAAUAUGUUAGUUACACAUUAACAUAAAAACUAAAACUAUAAUACACAAAAACAUUUUGCAACACAAAAGAUCGGGACUAGUUUGGGGAGAUUUUGACAAGGUGGGGUAGCCAACUUUGCACAGGUGUUGCGUAGUGACGCACAGGUAAUGAAGUCUCCCCUUUAUUUGUUAGUCCCUUUUAUGUUUUUUCAAUUAUUGUUGACUCAACCCCAUCCAACCUUUAAGUCCUGCACAUUUGAGACAUUGAAUAGGCCUGUGAAGCAACACACUCAUAUUUGUGCCUUCUCACCUGAGUUGUAUUCCUCUUUACUUUUUGUUUGGCUUUGUACCUUUUUUACAGCGAGUAGAGAUUUUUUCCAACUGAGAAACGGGCCGCAAUGUGACGCAAACACACACACACACACACACACACACACACAGGUAUUUAACUAUUUUUUUAAGCGAAAACUAUAUUUUUACCUCACGAUUUUAAGAAGUGAACAUUCCAAGGUUGUCAUGGUCUACAAAUUUGAGAAAGAGUUUGAAAAAAUAAAAAGUCAUACAUUUCUUCUUGUAUUGUAAAUGUUAGACAAUUUCAUAUGCAUUAUAUAAAAGAAACUGCCAUAUCAAUUUUAAUGUAUAGAUUUGUUUUUGCAAAUACUACCCUAUGUAUGUAAGACGUAACUGUAUCUGUAGCGUAUAUAUAAUAUAUUUAUGCCCAAUAAAUGUUUAAUUUUUUUCUGACAUUGA